Messenger RNA from Topomyia yanbarensis, 6634 nucleotides. RefSeq names its product protein similar (gene sima). The transcript has 12 exons. Bases 66 to 4448 code for a protein of 1460 amino acids. Lineage: Eukaryota; Metazoa; Arthropoda; Insecta; Diptera; Culicidae. Gene Ontology annotation, biological process: regulation of transcription by RNA polymerase II; cellular response to hypoxia. The record is from RefSeq and is a predicted model, not a curated record. Gene Ontology annotation, molecular function: RNA polymerase II transcription regulatory region sequence-specific DNA binding; DNA-binding transcription factor activity, RNA polymerase II-specific; protein dimerization activity.
GUUGGAUUGGUGUUUGAUGGUGGCAGAAAAUUAUUUUUACUCAACUGUAUCCUAUCCUAACCGAAAUGAUGCAAAAUUGGAACAGCGGUGUUGAAGUGUUCGGGAGUCAAAGUCCCUCGUUUUAUGGCGCCCAGGAUAGUUAUUACUAUCUAAACAAAGAGCAGCCCGGAUAUGGAGGUUAUCAAGCUACGCAGAACCCAGUCUAUUCUCAUCAGCAGCUGCAAUCGCCGUACAAUGUAUCACCGCCUGGAACGCCAGCCGUUAGCAACACUGGCUACUCGUGUCAGCAACCGACGCCUUAUCAGCCAUACAUGCAGGAACAUGUCUCGCCUCCAGUAGCUCCACUGUCCAUGGCUCCAGCCUACAUGGAACAGCCGUACCCGCUACCGAACUAUCCACCUUGUCAGGGACCUCCUGGUGGUCCCUGGAACUAUGGUUACUGUUACGGCUUCUACGGGGAAGCUCCCUGUCCUUACGUGGAUGUUAUCGAUAUGGAGGAUUUUAUGAACAAUGAAAAGCGCAAGGAAAAAUCCCGUGACGCAGCUCGCUGCCGCAGAUCUCGCGAGACGGAAAUCUUCCAGGAUCUGGCGAGCUUGCUUCCGAUGCGGCAGGAAGACGUCGACCAUCUGGAUAAGGCAUCUGUAAUGCGUUUGUCCAUCGCCUAUCUGCGGGUUCGCGAGAUGCUUGAACUGUUUCCAAACAGCAACGCACCGAAAAGUGAGAACACUGGCGAUUCGGUCGAGGACGAUAUAACAGAAUCCGAAGAUGUAAAGGAAACCAAGCUAGCCCUCGAGGAACUGGCGAUAGAAAAUGAGAAAAUCGCUCUCCAAACGUUGGAUGGGUUUCUGUUGAUUCUGUCGGCCGAUGGCGAUGUGACCUAUGUUUCCGAGAACGUUAGCGAAUAUUUGGGCAUUUCACAGAUCGAUGUCAUGGGCCAACCAAUAUGGGACUACAGCCACCAGUGCGACCACGAGGAACUGCGGGAAGCCCUGAACGGCCGACAUAGCCCGGCGGAGAUAAAUAAGGGUGUCACCAAUGGAGAGUGUGCUCCGUUGCAGAGCCGCGAUUUCUUUCUCCGGCUCAAGUGUACCCUGACCAGCCGUGGGCGGAGUGUCAACAUUAAAAGUGCCUCGUACAAAGUGAUUCACAUCACGGGACAUAUCGCGUGCAAAGAGAACGGCCAGCGUCAAUUGGUGGCUGUGGCCCGUCCGUUGCCACAUCCAUCCAACAUCGAGAUUCCGUUGGAUUCGAGUACGUUUUUGAGCAAACAUUCGCUGGAUAUGAAAUUUAGCUAUGUGGAUGAUAAAAUGCAUCCCUUGUUGGGUUACAGCCCUGCUGAUUUGAUGGGUAAACCAUUGUACGAGUGUCAUCACGGGAUCGAUUCGGAGCACCUGAUGGGAACUUUCAAAAACGUGAUCAGCAAAGGCCAAAGCGAAACGGCCCGGUACCGGUUUCUGGCCAGUACCGGCGGUUACGCCUGGGUCGUGACGCAGGCGACGCUUAUCUACGAUAAGCAAAAGCCUCACAGCAUCGUUUGCGUCAACCACGUGAUCAGUGGUGUGGAGAACAAAGAUGAGAUUUACUCGUGUGCUCAACUGGAAGCACGUCAGCAGAAAUCAACCACGGAAUCACCGCCAGUCGCUUCGCAAGCAGAUGCUACCGCAGUGACCAAGAACAACACCGUGAAGACAAGUGAUAAAGUGCUCAAAGAGAAUAUCAACCACAGCAAUACAGAUAAUCGAAUUGAAAGCGAGCCACUGUUGUCGGAAGCUAUAGCAAAGAAGAAACCAUUGUCAGCGGAGCAAGUGAUCAGAGUGCUCGGAACUACCACCAGCAACAGUAGCAACAUCGUUCGGAAAGUUACGGCUGCCCCCGGUAAUAGUGUACCACGUCCAGUAUCAGUGACGGCAUCGAUUUUCACUUCUGCGCCGAAGAAGGAACCGUUGGGCUGUAACGAAAGCACCGUUGGCGGUGUUGAUAGACUGCCCCCCGUACGCAAGGUAGUGCCCCCUCAAUCGGUGACAGCGAAACUGUUUGUGACUUUCAGUCCACCACCACCGCCAGUAGCUGGUGCUGGAGCUGCUUCAACUUCAACUGCUGCGGCCGCCAAUAACGCCAAUAAACCGAAAUACGCUACCGACAAAAUAUUCGCCCCACGCACGCAGGAUAUGAACAAAGGGUUCUUGAUGUUCUCGGAAGAGGAGCCAGGAUUGACAAUGCUAAAAGAUGAACCGGACGAUCUAACUCAUCUGGCUCCGACGGCAGGCGAUGCCUGUAUUCCACUGGAAGAAACCGGUCCCUUUUUCAAUGAUAUCUUCGAUGAUUUCAUGAUUCCGGACAGCUACCGAUCGCUGCUCCAGGAGGAACUGAGCUCGCUGGACAGUGUCGAACAUCGGCUCGGAUCGACCGGCAGUAGUAUAUCGGUUCCGUCAGUGGUAUCGCCUCUCACACUAAAUGGCACCAACAUUACAAUGGUGAAUAAUCAUCACAACAGUAACACCGCCAGUAGUCCACUGUCGUCACAUUCGUCGAUUUCCAUCGCCACGUCCCCAUCGCCAUCAUCGUUAUCGUCCUCCUCCUCCCUAUCGACAUCGUCCACGGCAAGCUCUCCGCUAAACAUGUCAGCCGGUUCGCCAAGCGGUACGUCCGGUAUCGGAACCGGUCCGUCAUCACAGAAUUCUUCCAUCGGUCAGAACUGCCAUAGUGUCGAUGCCAGCAGUAACGAUCCGUUCAUCAACUACCGGGAUGAGAUCUGUGAGAACAGCCACUCACCGCAUUUACUGUCGCCCGGACUGUCAAAGAGCCCCGAGGGAAGCAGUAUACCGUCGCUGUGCAGCCCGAACGGAUCCGGCUGCCCGGAGGAUGAGCUUGCAUUUAUGACACUGAACAUGGACGAUGAUUUGGACCUGUCAAUGCGUGCCCCGUACAUAUCGAUGAGCGAAGUGGACGACCUUCCGCUGCUAACGUCGGACGAUUUGAUGUGGGGAGCACCACCGCCCUCGGUCGAUGGGGGAAUCGGUGCGAGUAAAUAUCUGAUCAAGCAGGAAUUCCUUGCUGCGCUUCAGCAACAGGAAAAUGCUACCGUCGGUAAAUCCGUUGGCCCAGUCGGCCGAACGGAUCUCAGCAGUAAUAGUAGUCCCAGCAGCUUGAACAAUAAUAACGAAAACAAUUGCAAUAUCGGAAACAAAAUUAUCGACUCCAGUCUGGCAGCAUUGCUGUGCGGCAAUGUUAUCAACAUACAUACGGCAACGAUUCAGCCGAACAACAACAGUGCGCAAAUUUUGAUACGACAGCAGCAGCCGCAGGUCAUGCCAGUGGAAGUGCCAUCACAGCAGCAACCGCGGGAAACCGUCGGUGAGAAGAAGAUUAAGCUUAUUGAGUCGAAUAUGGUGCACCCGAUGGUGGUUAUUUCACCAGGUUUUAAAUCCAACAACACGAUCGAGACAUGGACCAUGAACGAUUUGCUACAGCUGAACGGUGGUACCAACGGCAACGGUCCAGCGGGAAUCAAUGCAACUUCGACGCCGGUCAGCAAACUGAAUGGCACCGUGCUCGCAUCGAUCGUAUCGAAGAAAAACUCCACCAACAGCAACAAUACCUCAACCACGAACAAGCGCUCCCUAGCGACAUCGGAAAGUGGCACCGACACAACAAGCAAACGUGUCAAAUCAACCACCUCAGUCUCCACAAUUCAGCAGCAGCAAUCUCCAACGUCCUCACCCCAACUGCUGCAGCAGUUGAUGGCCCCAUCGCCGACGCCGGCCAAACUAAAGUCCAAGUCAAAGACUGGACUCGAUCAGUCCGAGCACCGGUGGCCCACCGGCAAACUGAACGGCCUGCAGGAACAAUCGUCCAAUUCAGUACUGAUGAAUCUGCUCGUCAGUGGUUGCGAUAACAACAUACCCCAAUCGCCACCAGAGUUUCUGAUUGACCAGGAUGAAUCGAGUCAACUAUCAAUGACACAAGACGAGAAUCAAUUGUCCGACGACGACGAGAAUUGCAUUCCGAUUCUGGCUAAUCCAAUGAUGGGCAGUGGCACUCCGCUGACCAUCCAAACCGAUGAUAUCCGGCUGUCCCGAAAACACGGUGGCUGUCUGGAUGUGGAUGACGAUUUUAUGAUGACCGUCUCGCCGAAUCUACUAACGCCGUCCGAUUUGGAGCUUUGGCGUUCCAUCCAGCAGGGUUUGGACCCCAAGAAGAUACCGACGAACUAUGGCCUGUCGCCCGCUGGUAGUGUGGCCUCCAGGAUGUCCAAAUCGAUGGCCACGACGCCGACGGCUCAGCUGGGUAUGCUGCACGAUGAUGACUGUGGCACUGCCGGUAAUCUGUUAACCGUGCUAGAUCCGGCAAUGGCCAUCAGCCGGCUGCGAACCGAACUGGAGGACGACGAGCAGGAUUUCGAGAUGACUAUACCGGUGAAUGCGAUAUUGCAGAAUAAUCUCAUCUGAUUGUGUGAGAAACUUUAAUUUUUGUAUAACAACAAAAAAAUAUUUUCAACAGUUUUUAAGAUAACCCAUAUAUGUUUGACGUAAUUUAAGCUAAAUUUCUCGAAAGCAUUAACAAAUAAUGGAUGAUUUACAGUAGCAGGAAAUGUGUUUGCUAUCCUUCCAGGGACGAGAAAAAGUGAGUUCCAAUCAAUGAACUUUAUUUUGUAGUAACCUAUCUAAUGAUGUAAUGUCACAAAAAAAACAAUUAAAAUUUUAGUUCAGGCACAGUUGCCAUCUUUGACGGUAUGAGUUGAUUGGAGUUCUUUUCUCGUCUUUUUCACCUAAUUCCCACUGUUUUAAACUAUGUAUUAUCAACACAAGAUAUGAUAAUAAAAUAAACUUUUCUCGAUCUUUUUCGGCGAAAUUUCAUGAAACUUUGAAAAACAUAAAUAAACGGGAAGUUCAAAACCAAACCAACCGAUAAUGCUCAGAAGUUAAACAACAAAUAUCAUUUUUACAAGUAAUCUAACAAACGAAAAAAGCGUUAGCGUGAUAGUAAAGAAAACAGAUAAAAGGUCGAGGUGAGUCUUGUACGCGAUAGAUGAUUGUUAAAGCUAUAUUUUUCCUGUAGUUUUAUUUGUGUUGUUGAUGGUACUAGCCAUAAUUAGAUCGUAGUCCAGUUUACGUGUUUAGUUUCACUAUAUGAAAGUUUUUUUUUCUUUUUUUCUGGGUGAUGGUUAAAUUAGGAAGAUAUAUUUUGUUUGCUAACAAUCAAUCAACAAAAGUACAAUGACACUUGGGAGUAUGACAGUUGUGAGUAAAAUCUAAUGAAUACAUGGUACAUUUUCGAUAAAUCGUAACAAAUAAUCUCACUCGGUGUAUGAAGAAACAUUUUAACAUUUGAAUAAAGACAAACAAUAAAGAUACAAACAACUGAGACGAUUUUUUGAACACUAAACCAUCAAAUCACAUUUGUUUAUUACUGGAAGGAAAAAUUUGAUACUGUACCGUAUAUAUCGAUAAAAAAUCGAACCAAUUUGCACAUACUGCAUACAACAAGUGAUGAAAUAAAAAUUCAGGCGCAAACACUAGUUACCAAUGAUUUACUAAAAAAAUACAAUAACAUAAAAACAAUAACACUGCAUUUGAACAACCAGAUCAUCAAAAAAUAUACAUUAUGUAGUUCUUGGUACACAUUAUUAGAUCCCAGCACAAUUAGUUUUACCAACAUUCUCGAUUAGUUAUUUAACUAAUAGUUUGGUGACUUUAGAAACAAGUUGACAAUGAAAGAGUGGUAAUAUUUUGUGCACAAAUUUGUGCCCGAAAAUCGUUCACACAAAGCGAGAGACAAAGCUGUGUAAAUAAUAAUCUGGGACGGGACGUGCACGUGCAAAGUGAAAAAAGUAAACGUCACCACGAACCGGCAAUGGCCUGUCAUUGCGAACCGGGCCUUUCUUGACGAUUUUCAUUUUCUUGAAGCGGGCAGUGUCUGAGUAGUAUCGCAAUAUCCUAGCUAUACACAAGGUGUAUUUAGAAAAUAUAUUUUACAUGUUACUUAGAUGCAUGUGCAAAACAUAGAAACAAACAAGCAAAAUGCAACAACGACACGUGUAAUUUUAUUAUUCUGCUCAACAGAUAUGGUUAAUGUUGUUUUACACAACUCAGACAAACGAUAACAAAAUUCAUGUCAUGUUUGAGCUCUAUUAUUUUCGGCACAAAUCUGUGCAUCAUCGGCAGAAAUCUAUGCCUCAUCGGCACAGCACUAUCAUCAACAAGCGUAUUUUUCCAUGCUAAAUAACAUCAAUAUCGGGAGGGAAAGAGAAGACCGUCUUCGCAUGUCCCGUCCCAGAUAAUAAUUAAGCAGGAAUCUUACAUCAAACGGAAUGCGCAAUUUUGCAAAUGCGAUAAAAAUAUGACUCUUCAAUAUAUUUCAAGAGUGAGUUGCAUUUUUUCCAUCUAAUUUCUAGAUUUAAUAAACGUACUUUGUUUUUCACAUUUUCAGUUGAUAAAGUUUUAAUAAUCAUUGCAAUUAACACAAAUACCCAUUCUUGAUCUGGACAAUUUAUACAACAUAAAGUAACCAACAACAUUUUUAACGUUUUAUGGAGACAGACAAAUCAUAUAUUGAACAUUUAAAAGUGCAGUGCUUAGAGUUUGUUUUACGUGUAUAACGGUAAUAUAAAGAAUUUAUAAUCAUAUUAGUUAUA